AGCGGGUGGCGCCCUUUGAUGUCGUCACGGCGCAGCUGUUCUUCUGGUGCCAGCAUGGAAGGACUGAAAAGUACUCCCGAGACGGGCACGGCAGCCCUUUCCAAGCCGGGGACUGGGGAGCUCCUGGGAGAUGAAUGUUAUGCAGACUUUUUGCGGGAAGACUUUGACGUCAAAGCCUAUACCACCCAAUCAAUUCACCAGGCUAUUAUUGCUGAACAAUUAGCAAAGCUUGCUCAAGGGAUCAGCCAGUUAGAUAAAGAGCUCCACUUGCAAGUAGUUGCGAGGCAUGAGGACUUGCUGGCACAAGCAACUGGCAUAGAAUCUUUGGAAGGUGUCCUUGAAAUGAUGCAGACCAGAAUCAGCGCCCUGCAGAGCACUGUUGAGAGGAUCAAAGCCAAAAUUAUUGAUCCCUACAAUAAAAUCGUAUCCCGCACAGCACAGUUAGCCAGGCUUCAGGCUGCCUGCGACUUGCUGAGGAGAAUAAUACGGAUCUUGUACCUCAGCAAGAGACUUCAAGGCCAACUUCAGGGUGGAAGCCGGGAGAUCACCAAAGCUGCUCAGAGUCUCAAUGAACUCGAUUACCUUUCGCAAGGGAUAGAUCUUUCUGGAAUCGAAGUAAUUGAAAAUGAAUUGCUUUUUAUUGCGAGAGCUCGACUCGAAGUAGAGAACCAGGCCAAACGGUUGCUUGAGCAAGGAAUAGAGACUCAGAAUCCUACUCAGGAAGGAACCGCCCUUCAAGUUUUCUACAAUCUUGGAACCUUAAAGCCUACAAUUGCUAAUGUUGUCGAGGGCUAUUGCGCAGCCCUGGAAGAGAAUGUCAGCAACGCUUUGGAUUUUAAAGUUCUGACUCAGCCUUCUCAAGCCGCAAGAGGCGGUCCUGGCCGAGCAGCUAUGCCCACCCCAGGAAACACUGCAGCCUUCCGAGCAGCUCUCUGGACCAAUAUGGAAAAACUGAUGGAUCAAAUCUGUGCCGCUUGUGGACAGGUGCAACAUCUGCAGAAGGUCUUGUCGAAGAAAAGAGACCCGGUUACCCACGUGUGUUUCAUUGACGAGUUAGCAAAGGAUGGCCAUUCAGACAUUUUGUACACUUUCUGGACAGCCGUGACUCAAACUCUGGCUUCAGAAUUUCAGAAAGCAUCUGAGACUUCCAUGUUUUUGAAGCAAGCUUUCGAAGGCGAAUAUCCUAAAUUACUGAGGCUGUACAAUGAUUUCUGGAAGCGUCUUCAACAAUACAGUGAAAAUAUUCAAAGAAACGUUAUAACGAAUGGCGGCCCCGAGUCCUUAUCGGAACUUCCACAAAUAGAUGACGAUGAACAGGACAUAUUCAUGCAGAAGAAACAAGAUUAUGACCCAGAAAAAGCACUAAAAAGUUCUUUGCAACCUUACGAAGCUGCCUAUCUGUCAAAAUCCCUGUCGCGGCUCUUUGAUCCCAUCAACCUUGUAUUCCCUCCCGGAGGUCGCAACCCCCCAUCGGCCGACGAACUCGACAGCAUUAUCAAAAUCAUUGCAAGUGAACUGAAUGUGGCAGCGGUGGAUGUAAACCUCAGCUUUGCGGUAUCCAAAAACGUGGCAAAGACCAUCCAGUUAUUUGGCGUAAAGUCUGAACAACUUCUGUCGACGCAGGGAGAAGCCAGCCAGGUGAUUGGCCCCUUAACCGAAGGGCAGAGACGGAACGUGGCCGUUGUGAACUCGCUCUAUAAGUUGCACCAGUCCGUUCUAAAAGUUAUCUCCAACCAAAGUGGGUUUCCAACAGCUUCGGAGGAAACCGUGCACGCGGCUUUGAAGACCAUCCACGAUUUAAUGGGCAAUGCUGUGCAACCUUUGCUGGACUCGGUGGGCGACUCCAUACAAGCUAUUAUCAUGACCCUUCACCAGGAAGACUUUUCGGGGUCCCUGCCUCCUUCGGGAAAGCCGGACGUGCCUUGCUCUCUGUACAUGAAGGAGCUGCAGGGGUUCAUCUCCAGGGUCAUGAACGAUUAUUUCAGGCACUUCGAGUGCUAUGAUUUUGUCUACGAGAGGACUGAAGGCAUCGCGCAGAGGGCCAUCCAGGUCUUUAUCCGCAACGCCAGCCUGCUCCGGUCUCUCGGUGAAGGAGGGAAAAUGCGGCUGGCGGCCGACUUCGCUCAGAUGGAGUUAGCCGUGGCGCCCCUUUGCAGACGAGUUUCUGACCUGGGAAAGUCCUACAAACUCUUAAGAUCGUUCAGACCCCUGCUCUUCCAGACCAGCGAGCAUAUUUCCAACAGCCCCGCGGUGGGAGACAUCAUUCCAUACAGUACCAUCAUCCAGUUCUUAUUUACGAGGGCGCCUCCCGAAUUGAAGUCCCCAUUCCAGAGAGCAGACUGGACCGUUGCCCGUUACUCGCGGUGGCUAGAUGACCAUCCGGCAGAGAAAGAGCGACUCAUUUUAAUACGGGGUGCCCUGGAAGCCUACGUCCAAUCUGUAAGAAGCAGAGAAGGCAAAGAAUUUGCCCCGGUCUAUCCCGUAAUGGUGCAGCUGCUGCAGAAAGCACUCAACUCUCUCCCGUAAAUGGCUUCCUGCAAAACACGCUGGCAGCCCGUGAUCAGCAAAUACGGUAUAACUCCUGAAUUCGUACCAGUAGCAACUCUUUCAGACUUGUUGACCCACGCACAACGGACAGCCUGUUUGACUUUUGUACUCAAAUGCAUUCUGCAAUUCUGCAUCUCUCAGCUUUUUCUAAAUGGUAUUUUUUAUAUAUAUUUUCUGGUUUUAAUUUAAAAACCAAACAUUUCUGUUCGAAAAGGCUUUCCCCCCCCCCCGCACUGGCAAAAAACAAGCUAAUCCUAAAUUGACAAGGAAAAAAAAAAUACGCUUGGAUUUCAUGUUUUCUUUUCAGCCACCCGUUCUAGAGUUUGAAAAUAUAUACAAGUUGAUUGAUAAAAUAUUUCAGAUUACUUCAGUGUAACGUGUACGAUGUUAUAACUGGAAAUGGAAUUAAAAUAUUUCUACCUGUCCCUUUUUUUUUUUUCCAAGCCUUCCCUCCAGUUAAGCGAUCGGUAACAUCAACACACGAGACUUGACUGUGAUAGCUUCAUAUAUUUUAUAUAGAGAAAAUAUAGAAGAAUAAUUUUUUUUACAAUUUAUUUGAAAUAAUACAAGAAUACAGUGUGCAAAAUCAUAGGAGCAAAACAUGUAAGACGUACAUAUCAGGUGCUGAAAUUUCUGGUGAUUCUUGGCAGAAACCACACUAUUUAGUAAUAUUAAAAAGCUAUGUUUUGUAAAUGUUCACAGCAAAAAGUAGCCAUAGAUCGAAUAUAUCUGCUCUGUUUUUAGAUAGAUGGAGGGGGGGGGAGAAAAAUAAAAUAAAAGUAAAGUGCAAAUAUUGCACCGAAAAUAAGUGCAAGGUUUGUCCCCACCGUUAAAAAAAAAAAAAA
Messenger RNA from Crotalus tigris (Tiger rattlesnake), 3392 nucleotides. It is a transcript of the gene COG5, whose product is annotated as component of oligomeric golgi complex 5. The record is from RefSeq and is a predicted model, not a curated record. NCBI's taxonomy places the organism in Eukaryota, Metazoa, Chordata, Lepidosauria, Squamata, Viperidae. Gene Ontology annotation, cellular component: COG complex. Bases 19 to 2526 code for a protein of 835 amino acids. Gene Ontology annotation, biological process: intra-Golgi vesicle-mediated transport. The transcript has 22 exons.